Messenger RNA from Formica exsecta, 1866 nucleotides. Its product is annotated as protein LTV1 homolog. Bases 396 to 1793 code for a protein of 465 amino acids. The record is from RefSeq and is a predicted model, not a curated record. Gene Ontology annotation, biological process: ribosomal small subunit export from nucleus; ribosomal small subunit biogenesis. Lineage: Eukaryota; Metazoa; Arthropoda; Insecta; Hymenoptera; Formicidae. The transcript is spliced from 7 exons. Gene Ontology annotation, cellular component: nucleus; cytosol; preribosome, small subunit precursor.
UUACAAUUUGAUAUUAAUUUUGCUUUAACAUUUGAUGUACUUUCGUUAACAUUUCCAGAUUCCACACGAUGCAAACGAUCAGCUUUCAUUAAUAUAAUCACGAACCACUUAACUACGAGACAAGCGUUCUCCUCUACUAAAAAAAUACUAACAACUCAGGCCGCGUGGUAGCGCUAGUGCGCUGUAUUGCCUGUUUUUAAUCGAAGUUGGACGUAUUAUUAUCUACAGUAUUUGAUACGACUUAUUGUAGAACGGGUCUUAGGAAACUUCUUUCUUUUUAUAUUAUGCUAUGACCUGUGGCAAUAGUGAAUGUUAGUUCCUGAUAUAAUUCGCUCACAUUAAAUUUUGAUAAAAAUAUACUCAUUCGAUUAAUUCAAUCAAUACAACAAAUUAAAAUGCCGAAGGGAAAAACAAAAAGAUUUAUCGACAAGAAGAAUUCUGUUACGUUCCAUCUGGUCCAUCGGUCACAAAAAGAUCCAUUAGUGGCAGAUGAAACGGCACCCCAAAGAGUUCUCGUGCCAGUUGGUGAAAUACACGCGGCAAAAACAGAAAAAAAGACAGUAGACAGCGAAAAACGCAAAGAGGAACAGCAAAAAUAUGGGAUUUACUUCGAUGAUGACUACAAUUAUUUACAACAUUUGAAAGAUGUCAAUACAUUAUCAGUCGAAUGGCAACGCAUCGACAAUACUAAUCAUAUUAAAUGUGACAAAGAUGCUCCAAAAAUUAACUUACCAUCCUCUGUUUUUGCAUCAAAUGUUGAGGAAAAAGUUGGUAUGCUUAAUAAAGCGGCGCCAAUCUCUGGACCACAAUUGGAUCUUGAUCCAGAUAUGGUUGCUGCCAUGGAUGACGAUUUUGAUUUUGACGAUCCUGAAAAUCAGUUAGAAGACAAUUUCAUUAAAAUGGCUAAUGCUGGAAGUAGCGAUUGCGAGAGUUCCGACAGAGAAUAUGGUAACAUGAAUUUAGCCGACGAGGAGACAGAUGAUGUACAUAGUUUAAAUGGACCUCAAUAUACUUUCAAGGAAGAAGAAACAAAAUCAAAAUUUACAGAAUAUUCUAUAAGUAGUAGUGUGAUGAGAAGGAAUAAACAACUUACAUUGUUAGAUGAUAAAUUUGAACAGAUGUAUGCUGCGUAUGACGAAAAUGAAAUUGGUGCUUUAGAUUGUGAUGAAAUAGAAGGAUAUGUAGCGCACGAUUCGAAUCUUAUUCUGCAAUAUGCUGUUGAGUUUGAGAAAAAACGGAAAGAAGACACAGAAAAUAUUGCGGAGCUUAUGAAAGAUAGAAUGAAAAUUGUGGAAAGAGAAUAUUCGAGUUCAGAAGAUGAUGAUAUAGAAAAACUCGUUGUCGAUGCUCGUGAAAAGGAUAAAUGGGAUUGUGAAAGUAUUCUUAGCACAUAUAGUAACAUUUAUAAUCACCCCAAAUUAAUUCCAAAUCCUCCCAAGUGUUCAAAAAAGAUUGAAAUUGAUCGAAAAACAGGUGUUCCAAAAAAUGUAUUAGGCAACACUGGAAAAUUAACAGCUGAGGCAUUAGCUCAAUUUGAUGCAAUAGAUAAUACAUUAAAAGGUUCACAAUCCAUAGCAGAAAGUAGAAAAUCCACCUUAAGCAUUUUAAGUAUAAGACCUAAAGGAGAAACUUCCGAUGCAAGAAAAGAAAGAAAGAAAUUACUCAAAGAAUAUAGAAAAGAAAGACGGAUGGAACGAAAAGCAAACACAGAGGCAUUUAAAGAGGAAAAGAAAUGUCAAGAAAAGAUUAGGUUGAACAAUAGACAAAACAUUCAUGGAAAUCGUAUGAUAUAGAACUUUCUACAGAAAUAAUAUAUGCUUUGUAAUGAUAUGGUAAUAUAUCUUUACAGAUUUAACAAUUUUGAUU